Molecule: messenger RNA, 1732 nt
Organism: Nilaparvata lugens (brown planthopper)
Lineage: Eukaryota; Metazoa; Arthropoda; Insecta; Hemiptera; Delphacidae
Product: alkaline phosphatase
Exons: 9
Coding region: 28-1716 (562 amino acids)
Biological process (GO): dephosphorylation
Molecular function (GO): alkaline phosphatase activity
Source: RefSeq, a predicted model, not a curated record
UGAUGACGAGCUCGAUGUCUGAGACAGAUGGAAGCAGGUUGUGAUAAAGAAGUAGUGAAGCAGUCUGGCUCCAGGCAGCUGCCAACAAGGUUAUUAGGCGAGCGCUCACUACAAUCCGAUCCAAGCAUGGCUCUGGUUAAUCAUUUGCCAAAAGUGUCUGUUGUUUUUCUAGUGAUACUUGCAUUGACCCAGCAAAUAGGAUCUCUGACUUCAUCGAUGGAUAGAACACGAAACCUGGAAUUUUCAUCACAGGACAUUAGGAUUGAAAAAGAUGGCGAUUAUUGGCUGGAAAAGGCGUCCAACGCACUGAAAGGUCAGCUGCAAAAAAGACAGCAAACAAACAGGGCCAAAAACAUCAUCUUGUUGAUCGGUGACGGCAUGUCGUUGACCACGGUGACGGCGGCUCGCAUCUACGGCGGUCAGGCGGCCGGCAAAAACGGCGAGAGCUCCAGUCUCAGCUUCGAGAAUUUCCCUGACAUCGGCCUCGCCAAGACGUACUGCGUGAACAGCCAGGUGGCCGACUCAGCAUGCACGGCAACCGCCUACCUCACGGGCGUCAAGAACAACCGUGCUACCAUUGGAGUCACAGCUAAUGUCACAAAAUACGACUGCCGUGCUGAACAGGAUACCAAAAACCACAUCACGUCCAUACUGGAUUGGGCUCAGAAAGCAAACAAGAGCACUGGAAUAGUCACUAACACCAGAAUAACCCAUGCAACACCGGCAGGUGCUUAUGCUCACUCCUGUUAUAGACACUGGGAAUCAGACAGAGACAUUUCUGACUCAAACAAGGCAAUCGAUCAAAAACGAGCAUGCAGAGACAUCGCUCAACAACUCAUCAGAGAUCUUCCUGGUAAAAACAUUAAUGUAAUACUCGGAGGAGGUAGAGAGAAACUCUUGCCCAGCAGUCAAGAAAUAAAAAGAGGGAGAUCAGAUAAUAUAGAUUUGAUCAAAGAAUGGACUAGAGAAAAAACAGAGAGGAAUCUUAGGAAUAAGUAUGUUGCGACUAGAAGCCAACUGGUUGAGGGCAAUGUCACUGAAACCGAUUACCUACUAGGACUAUUCACUGACAGCCACUUCCAAUAUGCACUUUUACCUGGCAAAGAAUCACAACCAAGUCUUGCUGAAAUGACUGAAGCGGCUAUAAGAGUGCUUUCCAAGAAUGAAGAAGGCUAUUUUCUCCUCGUUGAAGGUGGAUUGAUCGAUUUGGCUCAUCACGCCAACAAGGCUCACAUAGCUCUGCAUGAGACAAUUGAAUUUGAUAUGGCUAUAAGGAAAGCAUUGGAACUUUCGAAUGCGAAUGACACUCUCAUUGUUGUUACUGCUGAUCAUUCGCAUACUUUGACUCACAGCGGAUAUCCCGUAAGAGGUUCAUCAGUAUUUGGAUUGGCAGGCAUAUCAAAUGUUGAUAAAAUGCCACUUCCCAUCCUCAGUUACGCUGCUGGUCCUGGAUAUCAUCAUACUUUCACAAGGGAUGGGCUUCGAUAUCCAUUUUGGGAUGACCAGAUAGAUAAGAACUUCCGUUUCCCAGCUACAUUCCCUCAACAAGAAGCCAACCACGGUGGUGAAGAUGUUCCCGUCUACGCCAAAGGUCCUUGGUCACAUCUCCUCACCGGCAGUUACGAGCAGAAUCUCAUCCCAAUCGUUAUGGCAUAUGCUGCUGGUAUUGGACCCGGGAAAACACCCAAUGAAAUAAGCCCAUUGAAUAGAAAAUGAAACUGUUUCACGUGAA